This is a messenger RNA of Osmia bicornis bicornis, 7063 nucleotides long. It is a transcript of the gene tay, whose product is annotated as autism susceptibility gene 2 protein. The transcript is spliced from 16 exons. The record is from RefSeq and is a predicted model, not a curated record. Bases 1578 to 5381 code for a protein of 1267 amino acids. NCBI's taxonomy places the organism in Eukaryota, Metazoa, Arthropoda, Insecta, Hymenoptera, Megachilidae.
CGUAUGUCCGUCUUUGAAGCAUAGGUACGCCAUGUUCUCGGUCGUUGUAUUAAGAGAGAAACAGUGUUAGAGGGUAAGAGAGAUAGACCGAACAGAAGGUAGUAGACGAGUAAGAGAGAAGGUAGAGAGUAAAAGAAAGAGAGAUAGACGUAUGACAGAAAUGCAUAGCCGUGCUAGCAGCAGCACAAGCAGCAGCAAGAACAGCAGCAGCGCAUAGAGGAGAGAUCGCGUCGUACACGCGUAAUUCGGGGCGUGUGCUAGGUGUUGCUCGGUUAUCCCUAGCUCGUGUCCGUGGCUACGAAUCAAAGAUGUGCCGGUGUCAGUGCGGAAUACGCGUCAUCGUCCCGUGACGACAACGUUACAGAGGUGCGAGACUACCGAGCAGCACGGUGUGGGCAGGUCGCGGCCAUUUUUACCACACGAUGCGGCAACCGUGCGUGCCCGUUCGAUCCGCCAUUCCAAACAAUCGGUGUACUUCGUGCCCUCUCAGGGUGCCUCUAGCCACGGCAACUCGUGGAGGCAUCGUCGAGCAACGAUAAUACGUGCAAGUUUAUCCUUGAAACUAGUAGCAGUAUCUUCGAACGAGGAGAACGGUAGAGCUCGCGAAAGCCGGCAGUGCUGGUGGUGGUGGCGGUGGACGUCGUCGACGACGGCGACGUGGAGGAAGAGGAGAAAGAAAAGAAGAAGAAGAAGAAAAAGAAAGAUGAUAACGAUGAUGAUGAUGAUGAUGAUGAUAAUGAUGAUAACAGCGACGACGACGACGACGACGACAACGACCAGCACGACGAUGAUGUUGACGGUGAUCAUCGGGAAAAAGAAACAACUCGAACAGCCGAUACUUUGGAAUACGAAUGGAGCUGUUCGAGCGUGCCUGUGAUUCGUGAUAAUCCCAAAGUGUGUUUCGCCGAUGAUAGUGCCGUUUGUGCCCAGUGUCUCUGUUUCUCUCCGUGUGUCGCUCUCCGUCAGUCCGCCCUGCGUGCGUGUUUCGCGUGCCUCCGAGCCACGCACCGGACUCUCUCCUCUUCCUCGCCAGCGCGAUCGAUGUGACACCGUGUCACCGUUUCAACGUCUUUUUCCCGACGGUGAAUUCCUCUUGACUGGCUGGAUAGAAGACUGAUUCCUGAAAUCAAAAGGCAGCGUUAGAUGCGUGUUGUCAGGACGGUAAACGUCCCGUGAGAGUGUGUUUCGAAGCCAGUGUGUGCUCUCUUACUCGCGCUCCCUACCCUCUCUUACCUUUCCAUCUGUCUCUUUUAUUCACUUAUUCUCGUAUUCUCUGUUUUUUCCAUUUCACCCUCCUUCUCUUUUUCUAUCUCUCUCUCUUGCUCGCUCAAGCUAAAGAAGCAUUAAAGACGACCGUAGGAAUGCUCGACGAUACCACGAUACGACGCUGCUUGUCAUCGUUCUCCUCUUCGUCUUCGUCGUCGUCGUCGCCGUCGUCGUCGCCGCGUUCUUUGGAUCCGUUCGGAUCCUUUUCGGCUUCUUCGAAAUCGUGGAAGCUGAAGAAGUGGUGAGAGGCAGGUACCGGAUACCGAGGUGACGAUCACCUCUAGCCAGGGCGCGACAACGGCCCCUUAGAGAUGGAGAUCGAGGCGAAACAACGGAACCAGAGGAAUCGGAGACGAGAGCGUGCUCAGCGUAUGUUGGCGCAGAGGGAGAGCCUGGCCACCGCGAAGCAGCAGCAGCAGCAACAGCAACAACAGCAGCAACAGACGAGGCAACGGCCGAACGACGAGGAGGACAGCCACAGCGGCGAGGACGAGGACCCCGCCGCCGGUCGUGGCCUCGGACUCGCCAGGACCGGUCAUCCUCGUGACAGCCAUUCGCGACCGCCCAGGCCACCGCGACCCCCGAGGCCUCGUAAGAAGUCUUCCCUCGCGGCUGCCAACCAGAAGGAGCCUCCCUUCGAGGAGGACAUUAUCGACGGCUUUGCCAUACUCGCCUUCCGCACCUACGAGGAACUCGAGAGUGCAAUAAAGUUAGCUGGUAAAAAUAAUGUCAAGAAAUUGCAUACACUACGGUCAAUAGUGGAAGAGAAACCAAAGGUGGAUACAGGACAGAAUAAUAGACACAACGAGCAUCACAUCAAAAAUCAUUUCAAACACAACCAUUAUACACACAAUUCCAUACUGACACCUUCAACACUCAACCAGGGCCUAGAUGCAGGUACAAGUGACGAUAGUGGUAGAGCAUCUGAACAAUUGCAUGGCCCUGGUAUACCUAGGGAUUGCCAGGACGCAGACAGUUCCAGGGACCACCUCAGCGAUGCUAGCAGUCAUUGCAGUUCGGGUAAAGGUUAUAUCUGUGAUAGUGAAGGAGAAGACGAUAAGGGCUCGGAUGCUGAAUCGAUACUCUUUGAAUCUUCUACCCCACCGCCCCUUGCACGUAAAUACGAAUUGCCAUCAUCUUCGCCACACGUUUUGCCUCCAGCAAACGGAGCCGGAGGUUCUCCUCCUGACACGGGUGGACAAAUUUCAAAUCCAGCAACGGAUGCUCCGGCACCUAUACCACCUCCCGUGCCUGCGUCUGCGCCAGUUCCAACAGCACCAAGUCCUCCCAGUCCUACAUUACCCCCUCACAUAUCCCAACCACCUAUGACUAGUCCAUUGGCAGCAAAUCCACGUGCAAUAGCUCCGCAACAGCGGCCAGCUUCCCCUGCUCUGCCACCUCCUUCCCUUUCCCAACAGCCUCAUACAACAAUACCUGCGUUACAUCCUCCUAAUGUACCGCUUGUUUCCUCGAGUCAUACAACUAGUCCUGCGGUUGCGAGUUUAGGUGUUACCCCAGCGGCACCUUCGAACGGAGCUACCACCACUAGCUAUCCACCAUCGAUACCCAUGGCUGCUUAUCCUCAAACUCAAUCUUAUCCACCUCUUUAUACACCGUACACUGCUCUAAAUCACAGCCCGUACCUUCCGCCUGCGGUUCCAUCUCCCUCCCAUUCUGCUUCAUCACGGGCAGAAGUGAGAGGAAGUAGAGCUUCUCCCUGUACUAACAUAAAUAAACAGCCUGUAGGAAAUAAUACGACGAAUCAUAAUACUCCGCUAAGCGCUGCCACUACGACAUGCGUGUCCACGAUAACUAACACAGUUACUACGGCAAAUACCAUUGCUCAUAGAGACAUGGUAGCCUGUAGUUUAACUGGAAGAAACAAUAAUAAUUCCCCUCGUGGACAUAGCCCGAAUCGAGAAAGAGAGAGUUAUAGCAGUAACGUCAGUAGCUUAAGUCGAGGUAGCAUAACGCCUGUAAGUGUGCCAAACACAUCUUCGCCAGCCAAUUCUAGUCUACCUGCUUACUCCAAGCCACAAGGAUGGAUUGGUAGCAGCACAACUUCACAAUUGUCUCCAGCAACAGCAACUUCAGUACCAAGGCCAACUCCUCCACCAGUUCCACUUGGAAUGCAUACGUUUCCUCCACCGAUGUUCGCCGCACCGUUACCACCUCCCGUCUCCAGUUCCAGUCCGCAUACGUCACUGCCUUCGUUACCACCGCCAACGACCAACCCCAAUCCAUUCUCCGCCGAAUCGCUUUUUCAAACAAGGGUGACUCAUGUCGCAGGUCAGGCAGACCUGUUAAGGCGAGAACUUGACAAUAGAUUCUUGGCAUCUCAAGACAGAAACGUCGGAGUCGGAGUAGGCAAUUUGGGACCGCCACCUUACCUUAGGACAGAGAUGCAUCACCAUCAACAUCAGCACACCCACGUACAUCAGCACACGACACCUCUGCUUCCGCCGUCAGCUGCAACAACGUUAUUUCCACCUCCUAUAUUUAAGGACAUUCCAAAAUUGGGAGGUGUUGAAUCUCCAUUUUUUCGUGGGAAUUUAAAUCUUUCUAGUUAUUCUGGUUUUAAUGCCGGUCUUCUACAUCCUGGAAUCGGACCGCCCUCGACACCUUUUGUACCACCCAAUCACUUAACAUCAUUUGCACCAAAGAAAAGUGGAAAAUGGAAUGCGAUGCAUGUGCGCAUCGCAUGGGAAAUUUACCAUCAUCAACAGAAACAACAGGCGGAAGCGAAAGCAGGAAGCGUUGUUAAUACUAAAACGGAAUUACUAAGACCACCGGGUCAUCUUUAUCCAGGAGGACCAGGGGGUGGUCUUGGAAUAGGCGCACCACCAAUGGCACCACCGUUCCCUACUAAUAUACCACCAGCUCAUCCUGCACCACCUCCGCCUCACCCUGUUGGUUUCUUAUCCACACCACCCACGCAUUUAGCAACAGGAAUGUCACCAUUUGGAAGAUAUCCAUCAACGUUCGGCGGACCGAAUCCAAAUUUCCCUGGCCUUUCUACCUUCCCUCCGUCGAGGGAAAUGCCACCAUUGGGUGGCUUGGGUUCUGUACACGAUCCAUGGAGAGGAUUACAACGAGCAUCCACCGGAUUUCCACCAACCACGGUAUCGUGGAGCCUGAAACCGGAACCGCCUGCGAUCGACAGACGAGCCGAGCUCGAAGAACGAGAACGUGAGCGCGAACGGGAACGAGAACGCGAACGGGAACGUGAACGCGAACGGGAAAGGGAAAGGGAACGCGAACGGGAACGAGAACGCGAGCGCAUUAGACGCGAGAAGGAAAGAGAACGGGAAGAGCAACGCGAGAGGGAAAGACGGGAACGCGAGAAGGAAGAGAAAAGAAAACAGCAGGAGGCUGCUGAAAGGGAGAGAGAAAGGAGAGACAAGGAACGUAGGGAGAUGGAAAGACGAGAAAUGGAACGCGAAAGAUUGCUUCAUCAGAAUCGACAACACGUGGUAGUGGGUCGAGAACGGUCACCUUUGAGGAACGGAUCGGCUCCUAUGGACGUUGGCGAGGUACGGGUGAAAGAAGAGCCCCGAAGUAAAGACGACGAAGUGGUGAUGCUUCCACGGCCACCGGGACCUGGUCCUGGGGGAGCAUCUGCAACAGGACCCGGUCCAAGUCCACUGCCUGACACGAGAUAUCAUCAUCCUCAUCCUCAUUCUUACCUCGCGAGGCAUCCGCACACCAUGCCUGCGCCUCAUUCCAUGCCUCGAAGUAUGCUACCUGGCUUAGGUGGUCAUCCGAUGCAACAUUUUCCACCGCCUUCCGGUCCUGCCGGACAACCAGGCGGUCCUUGGCCCGGCGAUCCUUUCAGGGAUUAUCGUUACGACCACCUGCAACAGUUGCGUUACAAUCCACUGAUGGCCGCCGCUGCGUUUAGAGCGGAGGAAGAAGAAAGAGCUAAAUUGUACGCCGGAUAUCCACCGCCGCCUGUAAAUUCUUUAAGAAACAAGGAUCCCAGUCCUGGUCCACUGAGCAAUUUACACAUGCAUCAUAGAGCAGGGCCUGGACCCGGAGUGCCGACACGGCAAUUAGAGCCUGGCUUGAUGCACGGAGACAUUCACAAGAAGGAGGAUACGUCCCAAUCCCGAUGAUACAUCCUCCCCGCGUCCUCAGCUUCGGCAAGUGAACGCGCCAAGAGGCCAGCAUUCUGAGCAUUUAACGUCAAGUUUUCGGGCCACGGUGCUGAUAUUUUGCUAAUGGAGAAGAGGCGUUAUUUAAAAGAAAUUGUACAUAAAUUAUAUGAUAUUUAUAGUUAUCAAAAAAUCAGAGUGCGCUAAAGAAGAUAAACGGUGUAGGAACAUUUUGAAUACGCACCCCGUGUAAUGAUCGUUAACGAAGAUGCCUUGUUGCGAUCGUUAAAGGUUCCGUCUGCUGCGUGAGAAAACUUAAAGGCGGUCCCUUUAUACAUAAACUACCAACGGGCGUUGAUUAAAAAGGAUGCGGUCGUUGGAAAAUAAAUGACGGCGAUGUUAUUGUGAUUCUCUGCAAGUUUCGGGGAUUUGACUGUUUAUAGCGAUCUAAACUUUAAUCAUUACGGUAACUAUGCGUACAGUUUAAACAAAAAAAAAAAAAGUAUCGUGUGUAAUAUUAUAGAUAUUGUAGAAUGCGAGACGAUGCUACGUAAAGAAAGAAAUCCAAGUUAAGAGAAAAGUUAAGCGGAUCUCUACCAUUACUAAAAAAAAUUAUUUAAUUAUUUAUUUAUUGCGACGUAUAAACGAAUCUCUACUACUGCUGACGUACGGAUAUGAUCGUAAACAAAAAGAAAAAAAAAAGGAUUGCCCUAAUUUAAUCGAUAUAAUGUAUCGAGAAAAAAAAUCAUUACGAACUUUACUUUUCUUCAUAGAGAUUAUUAAUUUGUACCGUAGAAGUAAUAGUGAAAAAACCGAGAGGGCAAAAGAACAGAUAUCUUUGGCUUUUGGCGGCACAAGCUUGCUUUUUUCUUUAUUUACGUGGAAAUUUAGAAUUGCACUUCUGGUGCUUUCCUGUGAUAUAAAAGUAAGAUCAUUCAGAAGCGUUGCAAUUGUUUUUCGUCAUAAUUUGUAAAAUAAUAAAAAGGAAGGAACAUAUGCGAUACACGUGAAUCAAAUUGUUUUCGAAUAAAUGAUGAAAAAAAAAAAGAAGAAGAGGUAUUGCUACACUUUUGCAUUGGAGAAAAUUUCUAUCUGACAAAGGAACGUGGAAUUUAAGUGUAAACAAAUACAAAAGCAGUUUGUCCGUGCCAAAGUGCUUUAAUCAAAAACACAUUUAAUGCUGUAUAGAAAAAUUGCAACUUCUGAUUUUGUACCUAACAAAAAUUGAGAAAGAAAUAUGGUUUUGCACCCUUGUUUCAUCGUCCUCUCAAUUAUUAGCCAUUACGUCGUUAUGUUACCAGAGAGACAAUUCGAGAUAUCUCAGUCUCUCUCUCUCUCUCUCUUUUUCUCUCUCUCUAGAAACAGAAAAAAAUAAAAUAAAAUUCGUGCCAUGGACCAGGCUAGAUUAAAAAAAAACCCCUGGUGCCUCUAAAAGAUACUUACUUAUUUUGAAGUUGAUCAGACUCUAAACUGUUUCAUUUUACAUUGUAAAGUCAUCAUAAAAAAUGUAUAUUAUUAUAUAUUUAACGACCAUACUGCAAUUUAAAAAUUGUAGAUAUUUUUCAUCGAUGCAAGGUUGCAAUGUGAUGCAAUGAUUCUGUUCUUGUAGAUAUCGCGAAGUAUAAAAGAGAAUUUUGUGUGAAUAGGUUUUUUCUAAAAUUGAUUCUUUGUAAAAGGGUCUAAUAAUCAUAGUUUCUAUCAAA